This is a messenger RNA of Acomys russatus (golden spiny mouse), 3440 nucleotides long. RefSeq names its product ubiquitin protein ligase E3C (gene Ube3c). Bases 69 to 3320 code for a protein of 1083 amino acids. Gene Ontology annotation, biological process: protein polyubiquitination; ubiquitin-dependent protein catabolic process. Gene Ontology annotation, molecular function: protein binding; ubiquitin protein ligase activity. The record is from RefSeq and is a predicted model, not a curated record. NCBI's taxonomy places the organism in Eukaryota, Metazoa, Chordata, Mammalia, Rodentia, Muridae. The transcript has 23 exons.
AGCCCGCCGGGCCCGCCCCCGGCCGCUCCGCCGCCCGCCGGGCCGCGCAGAUGGGAUAGGCGGCGAAAAUGUUCAGCUUCGAAGGCGACUUCAAGACAAGGCCCAAGGUGUCCCUCGGUGGCGCGAGCAAGAAGGAAGAAAAGGCGUCUCUUUUACAUCGUACUCAGGAAGAAAGACGGAAGAGAGAGGAAGAAAGGCGAAGAUUGAAAAAUGCAGUAAUAAUCCAGUCAUUUAUUCGAGGCUAUAGAGACAGAAAACAACAAUACUCCAUCCAAAGAAGUGCAUUUGACCAACGUGCUGACUUAGCUCAGCCUGGUGGCACCUUCUCCCUUGCUGAUGGCUCCAACCUUACCCUCUUGGUAAGGCAGCUUUUGUUCUUUUACAAACAGAGUGAAGACUCCAAACGUUUGAUAUGGAUGUAUCAGAACUUAAUUAAACACAGCUCUCUGUUUGUCAAACAAUUGGAUGGAUCAGAGAGACUUACAUGUUUAUUUCAACUAAAGAGGUUAAUGAGCCUCUGUUGCAGAUUGCUGCAAAACUGUAGUGAUGACAGUUUGAAUGUUGCACUUCCAAUGCGAAUGCUUGAGGUGUUUUCAUCUGAGAAUACAUACUUGACUGUUUUACAAGAUUCUAACUAUGUGGUGUCAGUGAUUGAACAAAUUUUGCACUACAUGGUUCAAAAUGGAUAUUAUAGAUCUCUCUACUUGUUGAUUAAUAGCAAGCUUCCGUCAAGUAUUGAAUAUUCUGAUUUGUCUCGAGUUCCAAUAGCAAAAAUUUUGCUGGAGAAUGUCCUAAAACCAUUGCACUUUACAUACAGCUCCUGUCCUGAGGGUGCAAGGCAUCAAGUUUUCUCAGCCUUCACAGAGGAGUUUCUUGCAGCACCUUUUACCGAUCAAAUUUUUCAUUUCGUCAUUCCGGCAUUAGCAGAUGCACAAACUGUGUUCCCUUAUGAGCCCUUUCUGAAUGCAUUAUUGUUACUAGAGAGUCAAAGUUCAAAACGGAGUAUUGGAGUGCCGUGGCUCUUCUAUUUUGUUUUAACUGUUGGCGAGAAUUAUUUGGGAGCACUCUCUGAAGAUGGCCUGCUGGUUUAUCUGCAAGUGCUACAGACCUUCCUCUCUCAGCUACCUGCUUCACCCACUGGUACAGGCUGCCCUGAUUCCACCAGUGACUCUGAGGACGAUAAUGAGGAGACUGACCAGCCCACCGGCCCCGAGGAUGGCAGGGUCUCAGCCCCAUACAUUACCGAAGAGUGUCUGAGAAAGCUAGAUACGAAGCAGCAGACCAACACCCUGUUGAACCUGGUGUGGAGGGACUCGGCCAGUGAGGAGGUCUUCACGAGGAUGGCUUCCAUCUGCCACACGCUGAUGGUGCAGCACCGUAUGAUGGUGCCCAAAGUCAGGCUUCUCUACAGUUUAGCCUUCAAUGCCAGGUUUUUGAGGCACCUUUGGUUUCUCAUCUCUUCCAUGACAACACAGAUGAUCACAGGGUCUAUGGUGCCAUUGCUUCAGGUGAUAUCAAGGGGUUCACCCAUGUCUUUUGAAGAUUCUAGUCGAAUCAUCCCAAUCUUUUACCUCUUCAGCUCCUUGUUCAGUCAUUCGUUGAUUUCCAUACAUGACAAUGAAUUUUUUGGUGAUCCUAUAGAAGUUGUAGGUCAGAGACAAUCAUCCAUGAUGCCUUUCACUCUGGAGGAGUUAAUCCUGCUGUCUCGCUGCCUUCGAGAUGCCUGCUUGGGGAUUAUCAAGCUAGCAUACCCAGAAACAAAGCCAGAAGUUCGAGAGGAAUAUGUUACUGCUUUUCAGAGUAUUGGGGUCACUACUAAUUCUGAGAUGCAACAGUGCAUACAAAUGGAACAGAAGCGAUGGGUUCAGUUGUUCAAGGUUAUCACCAACCUAGUGAAAAUGCUGAAGUCUAGAGACACAAGGAGAAAUUUCUGUCCUCCAAACCAUUGGCUGUCAGAACAAGAGGAUAUCAAAGCAGAUAAAGUCACCCAGCUCUAUGUACCUGCAUCUAGACAUGUGUGGCGGUUCAGGAGGAUGGGCAGGAUUGGCCCACUGCAGUCCACCCUGGAGGUGGGUCUGGAGUCCCCACCCCUGUCUGUGUCUGAGGAACGACAGCUUGCCAUCCUGACAGAACUGCCCUUUGUGGUUCCAUUUGAAGAGCGAGUGAAGAUCUUUCAAAGGUUGAUUUAUGCAGAUAAGCAAGAAGUUCAAGGAGAUGGUCCAUUUCUGGAUGGAAUUAAUGUCACAAUAAGAAGAAAUUAUAUUUAUGAAGAUGCUUAUGACAAACUUUCUCCAGAAAAUGAACCUGACUUAAAAAAGCGAAUCCGUGUGCACUUGCUUAAUGCCCAUGGCUUGGAUGAAGCUGGCAUCGAUGGUGGUGGUAUUUUCAGAGAGUUUUUAAAUGAACUACUGAAAUCUGGAUUUAACCCCAACCAAGGCUUCUUUAAGACUACUAAUGAAGGGCUUCUAUACCCCAACCCAGCUGCUCAGAUGCUUGUGGGAGAUUCUUUUGCAAGGCAUUACUACUUCCUAGGCAGAAUGCUUGGAAAGGCUCUGUAUGAAAACAUGCUGGUGGAGCUACCUUUUGCCGGCUUUUUCCUGUCCAAGCUGCUGGGAACUAGUGCUGAUGUAGACAUCCACCAUCUGGCCUCACUGGACCCUGAAGUCUACAGGAACCUGCUUUUCCUCAAGAGCUAUGAGGAAGAUGUGGAGGAGCUGGGCCUGAACUUCACGGUGGUGAACAAUGACCUAGGGGAAGCCCAGGUGGUUGAACUAAAAUUUGGUGGGAAAGACAUCCCUGUAACUGGGGCCAACCGAAUUGCCUACAUCCACCUGGUGGCUGACUACCGGCUGAACAAGCAGAUCCGACCACACUGCCUAGCUUUCCGCCAGGGCCUAGCCAACGUUGUGAGCCUAGAGUGGCUCCGAAUGUUUGACCAGCAGGAAAUUCAGGUAUUAAUUUCUGGUGCACAAGUUCCUGUAAGUCUGGAGGACCUAAAAUCCUUUACAAACUAUUCAGGGGGCUAUUCUGCCGAUCAUCCAGUCAUUAAAAUCUUUUGGAGAGUUGUAGAAGGUUUCACUGAUGAAGAAAAGCGCAAGUUGCUCAAGUUUGUAACAAGUUGUUCUCGACCCCCUCUGCUGGGGUUUAAGGAGCUGUACCCUGCAUUUUGCAUUCACAAUGGAGGCUCUGACCUUGAGCGGCUACCUACAGCCAGCACCUGCAUGAAUCUGCUGAAGCUCCCAGAGUUUUAUGACGAAGCCCUGCUGCGAAGCAAGCUGCUGUAUGCCAUCGAGUGUGCUGCUGGCUUUGAGCUGAGUUGAGCCCAGGAAACUGAUUUGAUCCAAAGGCAGCCAGCUCCUGCCAGACCCAUGAGAGCACUCAGGCGGGACCCUCAGCUCUCCUCAAGCCUUCUAUCUGGCAUUCCUCCCUGAUUUUUUUUU